Aspergillus costaricaensis CBS 115574 is the source of this 504-nucleotide messenger RNA. RefSeq lists its product as uncharacterized. The record is from RefSeq and is a predicted model, not a curated record. The transcript has 9 exons. NCBI's taxonomy places the organism in Eukaryota, Fungi, Ascomycota, Eurotiomycetes, Eurotiales, Aspergillaceae. Bases 1 to 504 code for a protein of 167 amino acids.
AUGGCCGUGGGAGUUCUAUAUCGAAAACGGGGGCUUGGUUUCCGUAGACGAUCACCUUCAUCACAUCGAGCAGCUGACAUUACCACCCAUCGCCAAGACACAAACACGGCACAGCAGCAGCAGCAGCAGUGCAAGCCACCCACCCACCCCAGCCCUAUCAACCCACUAGAUACUUACUAUCUAGUGCCUACUACGUACUAUUCUCAGCUUACCCUGCAGGCCAAGAAAGAAUUUUGUAGUGGCGGAUCGGGUGAUGUUAUAGGUUGGGAUGGAUGGAGGGAUGGAGGGAUUCAGGAGGGGGUGGUGAUGAUUGUCUUGGCUUGGGUUGGUUUGAUGUUGAUGUUGAUAAUUGGUGGUUGGGAUUGUAGUAUCGCUUUUACUAUCAUCUUCCUGCGGAAUAAUUCCAGUAUGAGGGGAAUGUGGCGCAGGGAUAAAUGGUGGGCGCUUAGUUGUAAUGAUGAUAACUACGUAAAUAUAGGGGAAGUCCUUCUCAGCUCUGAUUGA